CUCCAUCUCGCGGCCCCCACGCUGCCCGUUGAGAUCGGCGACAUCGUAGCGGCGCCGAUGCCCCCGUCGCCGCCGGCGAUCUCGCCGGCGCGGCUGCACAAGCUGGUGACCGCGCAGAAGGACCCGCUCCUGGCGCUCGAGCUCGUCAACGUCACCUCCCCGACCACCACGCCGCACCCGGCCACCCUCCACGCGCUCCUCCUCCGCCUCUCCCGCCGCCGCGACCACCUCCCCCACGCGCUCGCCCUGCUCCGCCGCCUCCCGUCCCCGCCCUCCCCGCGCCUCCUCCUCCCGCUGCUCCUCUCCGUCCUCCGCCUCCGCCGCCCGCCCCACCUCUUCCUCUCAACCUUCAACACCCUCUUUGUCGCCGGCCCCAGCCCCCUCUCGCUCCACCCUCAGCUCCUCCUCCGCCUCCUCUCCGAGCUCUCCUCCACCGCCGCCUACUUCCCUUCCGCGCUCCACCUCCUUCGGCUUGUGUCCUCCCGCCUCCCCCUCCCGGCGCCGCUCGUCCUCGCCUCCCACAACCUGCUCAUCGAGGCCGCCGCCCGCUCCGGCCACCUCGCCGUCUCGCUCUCGCUCUUCCACCGCCUGCGCUCCCUCCACGUGUCGCCCGACGCCCACACCUACCGCAUGCUCACCCAGUCGCUGUGCCGCCGCGGCCAGGUCCGCACUGCCGCUACCCUGCUCGACGAAAUGCUGCACAGGGGCAUCCCUGCCGACCCUCUGGCCUACACCACUGUGCUCAACGCCCUCUGCCGCAAGAAAAAGCUCCGCGAGGCCUACCGAUUGCUGUGCCUCAUGCGAGGCCGUGGGGUCUCUCCUGACAUCGUGCACUACAACACCGUCAUCGUUGGAAUGUGCCGCGAGGGGCGACCACUCGAUGCCUGCAAGGUGAUUGGUGAUAUGACGGAUAGUGGCUGCAUACCGAAUGCAGCGUCGUAUGCAGCGGUUGUGAAUGGGUUGUGCGUGAGUGGGUUGUUUCACAAGGCAGAGACAUACUUGGAAAGUAUGGUGGCUAUAGGGAUUAUACCACAUUUUUCUGUGUUCCAUUCGGUGAUCAAGGGGUGUUGCACAGUGGGCAAGGUAGAGGAGGCUGCUAGGAUGAUGAGUCGGAUGCUUGAUCUCGGGAUGCCUCCACAUGUUGAGACAUGGAGUUCAGUGAUCAGCAGCGUUUGUAAUGACGAGGACUAUGUUGAGGUGAUUUUAUUGCAAAUGAUGAAAGGAAGAGGGCGCUGCUCGAACACAAUCUCCAGGAGUACCUCGUGAUGAUGUUGCGUGGUGUGGUGGCAGAGAUUUAAGAAGCAAUCAAUUUGUAGUUCCUCAUUUUUGGUGACGAUUUGAACAAUCAGCCUUGCAAGGUGUGCAAACUGCAAAGUAGGCGUGGAGCUCAUAGUUGGGGAAACAGAGGCUGUCAACCAGUUGGAGUCAAGAUCAAGAUGCAGAUGAUCAAGAUGCCAAGAGUCCAUCCUAGUACCUGGUGUCGAGACCUGCUGGAUACGCCGUUCUGCUCAAAGGAAGAUACUGGGGCUAUAUUAUGUGGAAUGUGGUCCAGUUGGAUAGUAUGCAAUGGUCGCCACCAUGGCGAAGUGCCAAUGAAGUUAACCUCUCCAUGUAGGUGGGCUUGAGAUGUUGCUGCAGAUCUACUGCAUUCAAAUAGAAACAACGUGGAUCAAGAGAAACAAAAGAUGGACUCUAAAUGGCACCCUCCUGCUCCACAGCCGCUAAACUGAAUGUUGAUGCUGCGUUCAAGGCAACUGAUAACCAGGGAGCUACUGGAGCUGUUAUUACUUAUUAGAGAUCAAAAUGGCAGCCUCAUUGCAGCUUGAUGUUUCUGGUAUGAUUUCUCUCCUGUUGUGUUGACUGCUGAAGCCUGUGCUUGUAGAGAUGGAGCACCGCUGAUCCCUGAAAUCUGAAUCGGUGCACAAAUGCUUUCACUUUUGCGUUCAAUAGCGGAAAACACAAAUGCUUUCACUUUU
Molecule: messenger RNA, 1976 nt
Organism: Hordeum vulgare subsp. vulgare (domesticated barley)
Lineage: Eukaryota; Viridiplantae; Streptophyta; Magnoliopsida; Poales; Poaceae
Product: pentatricopeptide repeat-containing protein At4g01400, mitochondrial
Exons: 1
Coding region: 58-1266 (402 amino acids)
Molecular function (GO): protein binding
Source: RefSeq, a predicted model, not a curated record